CAAAUACCGAAGCCAAGAUCUGAAAAAAAGAAAAGAAAAGAAAAUAAGGAAAGGGUUACGCUGCAAUACUCCAAUUUCACUCCUCUUCAAGCCCUAGCCUAAAGCCCUUCUCUUGCUCCGACUUAUCCCUUCACCUUCACCAUGAACAAGCAACACGCUAACUGGUCCCCGUACGACAACAAUGGCGGAUCCUGUGUGGCAAUCGCGGGAGCGGAUUACUGUGUGAUCGCCGCCGAUACUCGGAUGUCGACCGGUUAUAAUGUUCUUACCCGGGAUUACUCGAAAAUCUGCAAACUAGCUGAUAAAUCUGUGAUGGCUUCAUCUGGUUUUCAAGCUGAUGUGAGAGCUUUACAGAAGCAAUUGGAUGCUAAACAUUUGAUUUAUCAACAUCAACAUAACAAACAAAUGAGCUGCCCUGCUAUGGCCCAAUUGUUGUCAAACACUCUCUACUACAAACGUUUCUUUCCUUACUACUCAUUCAAUGUUUUAGGUGGUCUCGAUAACGAAGGCAAGGGUUGCGUCUUCACAUACGAUGCUGUUGGUUCCUACGAGAAGGUUGGAUAUAGCUCUCAAGGUUCUGGUUCAACACUUAUCAUGCCUGUUUUGGAUAAGCGUCUAAAGGCUCCCAGCCCUCUUCUAUUGCCUGCUCAGGAUGCUGUCACUCCACUUUCUGAAGCAGAAGCAAUUGAUUUGGUGAAAACAGUUUUUGUUGCUGCAACUGAGAGAGAUAUAUACACUGGAGACAGGGUUGAAAUUGUCAUCCUUAAUGCUGAUGGUAUACGACGUGAACAUAUGGAACUCAGGAAAGAUUAAUUGUCGACACAGACCCAUGCUACUUGUCUUUAUUAAGCAUAAUCUAGAAUUGCAUGGUAUCUUUGAAUGAUAUCAGAUCAUGAAUGUCAUUCAACGUUCUUCUCUCUUUGAUUGUCGUUUAGCUUUAUGAUGAGUGAACCUUACGAACAGCUGCAUUUCCCUAUUUAUCGGACAUGAGUUUCUUGUUGCAGACUAUAUGUGUUACUUGAGAAUGCAGUUAGCUUUAUCCCUGUAUACAUUUAAAAGGAAAUGGUUUCGGGAAAGGUAUCAUGAAUUCACGAGCUCUUAGUUUA
Messenger RNA from Humulus lupulus (European hop), 1106 nucleotides. RefSeq names its product proteasome subunit beta type-1. Bases 142 to 813 code for a protein of 223 amino acids. Gene Ontology annotation, cellular component: proteasome core complex. The record is from RefSeq and is a predicted model, not a curated record. The transcript is spliced from 7 exons. NCBI's taxonomy places the organism in Eukaryota, Viridiplantae, Streptophyta, Magnoliopsida, Rosales, Cannabaceae.